Molecule: messenger RNA, 2289 nt
Organism: Aspergillus versicolor CBS 583.65
Lineage: Eukaryota; Fungi; Ascomycota; Eurotiomycetes; Eurotiales; Aspergillaceae
Product: acyclic terpene utilization AtuA family protein
Exons: 8
Coding region: 156-2063 (635 amino acids)
Source: RefSeq, a predicted model, not a curated record
GGCUCAAAAUGAUAAUAAAAGACAGAUGACCAGCAGAGAGAAAUUAUUACUAUUGGGUGCCAACUGCCAUUGGACCUUAUGACGUGCAAAAGCCUAGGGAACAAUGGCGCCCGAGGUAAAAGGACACCAGCAACAACAGCAAUUCAAUCAUCAACAUGUCAAGCAACAAGGGAAACCGCCCAGUGCGAGUUGCCAACUGUUCCGGCUACCAUGGCGAUCCUGCGUACGAGAUGUACCGCCAGGCAACGCUAGGAGACGUCGAUUUUAUUACCGGUGACUAUCUCGCGGAGGUCAAUCUCGCCAACAACGCCGAGGCCUGGCGAGCCGGAACGCACCCCGGCUACGAGGAAACAGCCUGGGAGGGCAUCCAGCAGACCAUCGAUGUCAUUGCAGAAAAGGGAAUCAAAGUAGUCAUUAACGGAGGCGCGCUGGACCCUAAGGCUCUUGCGUUGAAAGUUCAAGGAUUGGUAAACGAGAAAAAGCUCAACCUCCGCGUUGGUUAUCUAUCUGGUGAUGAUUUAUACAACCGUGUCGGCCCAAACAUGCCCACGACAAAAGAGGAACUCCAACAUCUGGACUCGGACAACUCGUCUGCUGCCCCGGCAUCGCUAACCUACGCCUUUCUCCGCGGUACAGCAGACGGUAAAGCCAUCCCCAUGGUUUCCGCUCAUGCGUACCUUGGAGCUCGUGGGAUAGUUCACGGCCUCCGAAACGGCGCAGAUAUCAUUCUCUGUGGCCGAGUAGCAGAUGCCAGUCCGGUGAUUGCGGCCGCUUGGUACUGGCAUGACUGGGCAGAGGACGACUACGACGAGUUGGCUGGCGCUUUAGUAGCAGGGCACCUUAUUGAAUGUUCAGCCUACGUGACUGGGGGGAACUUCUCUGGUUUUGAUAAAUAUGAUCUCGAUGACCUUGUUGCACCGGGAUUUCCAAUCGCUGAAAUCGAGGCCGAUGGGACGUGUAUCAUCACCAAGCACCCGGGCACAAAGGGUAUGGUCACUGUUGAUACAGUGCGGUGUCAGUUUCUGUAUGAGCUGCAGGGAACGGUAUACUUGAAUAGCGAUGUGAAUGCUUACAUCGGCGACAUAGCUGUCCAGGAAGUGGGAAAGGAUCGCGUCCGCGUCUCCGGGAUCAAAGGCUCCCCGCCACCACCAACAACUAAGCUUGCAGUCUUCUACCAAGGUGGAUAUGAGGCCGAGAUCCUGAUCAAUGCCACUGGCUAUGCCACGUCUAAGAAAUGGGACCUGAUCGAAAAGCAGAUCAAUCAGUUCCUUCCGGACUCUGCACGGAGGGAAAUUGAAACUCUUGAAUUUCAACGAAUCGGCACUCCAUCACCGAAUCCAACCUCGCAAGCAUCCAGCACAACAUACCUCCGCAUCUUCAUUGCCUCGCGCUCCCCUCAAGCCGUAGGGGCUGUUGGACUAGCAUUGAAGAAUAUCUCCUUGAAGCAUUUCUCCGGCUUCCACAACACCCUCGACAUGCGCACCGCAAUCCCACGCCCAUUCCUAGCAUACUACCCAGCCCUAAUCGCCCAGUCGGACCUCAACGAGGAAAUCAACCUACUCAACACCGACAGCACAAUCACCACCCUCAACACAGGCCAUCCAAGCACCUACGCUCCCCUCAAACCACGCGAGAGCUACGACCCUCCCGCCGCAGAGUCCAACAGCCACAACCACAACCCAUCAAGUCCCACGAAACGAGGCAAGCUCGGCGACAUCGCACUCGCCCGCUCCGGCGACAAAGGCGGCAACCUAAACAUCGGCUUCUUCAUCCCUCAGCAUCCUGGAACCGGAACCGACAACGGAAAGGAGUACAAAGAGAAAGAAUCCUGGCUCCGUCAGUACCUAACAAUAUCGCGCAUGCGCACCCUUCUCGGCUCAGACUGGCGCGACGAGUAUUUCAUCGAGCGCGUUGAGUUCCCGCACAUCGGAGCCGUGCAUUUCGUCGUCUACGGGAUUCUAGGACGUGGUGUUUCCAGCUCUUCGAGGCUAGAUGGGUUCGGGAAGGGCGUUGCGGAUUGGAUUCGCGAUGUGGAGGUUGAUUUUCCUGCUGGUAUAUACUGACCUAGUCAAUUGUCUACCUGACGAAGAGAUGUGCUAGCCGCGUCUUCCUAGUUGAGUCAUUUCCUCUUAAAGUAGUCGUGCCUUCCCUGGGUAGAAUAUCAUAUUACGACACACCGGGAAGGAACAUUUUAACAUUUGUAUCUUGAUUUUGUACAUUGACUUGUAUACACGAACUUAAUACCUGCUUCCAAAACCAGGCUACUCACCCAGCAAGGGCAAACAAUCC